UCAUAACGCAGAAGUUAAACAACAAAAUGUGUCUCACAGACACAUGUUGGUAAGAUUAGGGUUAAAAUGGAAACUUAUAUACACAUACAUAUGUACAUAUGUAAGUAUGUAAAUAAGGUAAAGUUUUAUUUUAAUAAAAAUGGCCCUAUUGUUUUCUAAAAUGCCGACAUGUUCACCGUUAAGCUUUUCUGUCGAUUGUCGCCUUACUAAAGUAAUCGUAACUUGAGCAUGACAAAAUGCUGUUCACAUUUCGUGAAAUGCUUGCAAUAGCUUAGCUAAAUUGACCGUAAAUUAUAAAAGUGUUAUAGCAGCAAAUUCUUAUUUAAAUAAUGCUAUAUAUGUAUGAAGAGCAAAGUGUUCAGAGGAGCUCGGUGUCUACAUUAUCAUCGGUCGUUGAGCUAUGACGCCAACCCAGCUCGUAUAAAAAGACACAACGCACUUCUAAAUUUUGAUUAGAUACUCGUACACUCAGUGCGGUCGCAGAUCGAGAGCAACAAAACAAUAUGGAUGCACCAGAGUGGUUGACUGAGAAUUAUAUGCUGGAAGCAUUACGCGUCCAUCACGAAGACCCCGGUCUUCAGCUACAUUCUAUGUAUGUGCAGCCGGCAAUGGCAAGGGGCGAAAAUUACGGUGGCGUACUGACUCGCAUCAGAGCACAGUACCAACUCAGCAACAGUAAGCAGAGACUAGAAAGGAGCUUUAUCGUGAAGACAUCUUUCGAGGAGGAUCCCAUUGCCAGCGCCAUAAUGGCGCCCUAUGACAUCUUUAAUCGUGAAAUGCGUAUUUACGAGGAGGUGUUGCCUAAACUAAACGGAUUGCUUCGCGAGAUCGACGAUACGGACCAACUCUUUGCAACGGCCAUACAUGUGGACUACAAACGUCAAUUGCUGAUUUUCGAGGACCUUAGUGAGCGCGGCUACGUGAUGGCCAGUCGCUUGCACGGCCUCGACAUCACCCAUGUCAAGUUGAUCUUGCGUAAGCUCGCCAAAAUGCAUGCCACGUCGGCAGUACUCAAUGAGCGGCAGAACGGCUGUCUGGAAACGUACGAUCGCGGCUUCUUCAACCGUUACACAGACAACUACAGUCCGUAUUUCGUCGGAUCUCUGCUUGCAUGUGCCGAGUACAUUCUGAAGAAUAUGCCCGACCGUGCGUACUACGGCCAUAAAUUGAAAGCGCUAGCGCCCCACUAUAUGGAAAUUGGUAAACGCUGUUUUGCGCCAACUGCGGGACAUAUUAAUGUAUUGGCACAUGGCGACCUCUGGGUCAACAAUGUCAUGUUCAAAUAUGAUCCGAGGACAAGUGAGCCCGUCGAUGUGCUUCUCAUCGACUUUCAAUACACUUUCUGGGGCUCGCCGACGCUGGAUCUGCAUCACCUUUUCAACACCUCACUGCAGGAGCCACUACGACUACAUAAACAGGAUGUGCUGUUCCAGUAUUACCAUGGUAUUUUUAGUGAUGUCCUGCAGAGGCUGAACUAUAGUACACAUCCAGUGCCCUCGUUGAACCUCUUCCGGCAGCAGGUGGAGCAGAAACGAUUUUUCGCGUUCCAUUCUUCCUGUGUCGUACAGCCGGUAAUGAUCAGUGAAGACACAAAGGAUGCCGAUUUUAAUUCGCUGAUGGGCGAGGACGAGCGUGCACUGAAGUUCAAAUAUAAUGCCUACUGCAACAAACAGGUGCAUAAGAAUCUCAUAAAUUUGCUGCCAUUGUUCGACCGACGAGGACUUUUGGAGGCAAAUCAGGAUGAGGGACUCACCAUCACACAAUUGGACAUAAAGCCAGCGACGGCGAAAGGUGAUAACUACGCCAGUGUGAUGACACGCAUCGGCGUCGAUUUUCUGCUCAGCAACAAGGAAGUCGAACAUGGUUCGUACAUCGUGAAGACUUCACAUGAGGGCGAUCCUGUCACGUCCAGCAUAAUGAGCAAGUACGAUAUCUAUAAAACGGAGAUGCUGAUGUAUGAGCGAAUUUUGCCGAAGCUCAUGGAGUUGCUUAGGCAAAUCGGGGACAAGGACAAACUCUUUGCCGACACCAUUCAUGUGGACUACGAGCAUUCGGCUAUUAUUUUCGAGGACUUGGCGGUGCUGCAAUUCGUCAAUCCUGAUCGGCUUGCUGGUAUGAAUGAGGUGCAAACGAAGUUGACGCUGAAGAAAUUGGCUAAAAUGCACGCCACUGCCGCUGUACUUAAUGAGCGUAUGCCCGGAAUUUUGAAUAAGUUGCAAAGGGGAAUCAUCAACCGCAUCACGUCCGGGUUUUCCCCAUUUUUCGAGGGUGUGGUAGAAGCUUGCGCUGAUUUCGCAGGAAAGUGCGCAGCUUUGGGUCCAUAUUACAAGGACAAGUUGCUCAGGCUCAAGCCGCAUAUUAUGGAAUAUGCAGCGCGUUCUAUUGACCCAAAAGAUGGUCACUUUUUGACGCUCACACAUGGUGACGCCUGGACGAAUAACGUUAUGCUCAGGUAUGAUCCGACGAAGCAAGGCAAAGUGAUCAAGGAUAUCAUGCUGAUCGAUUUUCAAUUCAGCGCGUGGACCUCCCCAGCUGCCGAUCUCCAUUACUUUUUCCACACCUCAUUGCCAUUGGAGUUUAAACUGCAUCGCGAAGACGAGUUCGUGCAAUACUAUCAUGGAAUUUUGGCGGAGACGCUACGGCAACUAAAUUUUGGUGGACAUAUACCCACUUUGCAUGACCUUUGCGUGCAGCUGGAAUCUCGUCGAUUCUACGGGCAAAUGAAGGUAGAGGCUUGUAAUCCUGCACCCGCUUGGUUAACCAAAGAGUAUCUGGAGGCCAUAUUUCGCAGAUAUAAAAACGAUGACGGACUUCAUAUCAAAGAAAUCGAUAUCAAGCCCGCGUCCGCGAAGGGUGACAAUUAUCUCAGCGUUAUGACGCGUUUAAAAAUCAAAUUCCACGUUAGCAGCAACACGACUGAAUGUGGUUCCUACAUUGUUAAGUCCACCUACGAAGCAGAUGUUUUGUCCGCGAAAAUCAUUAAGGGCUAUGACCUCUACAAUACCGAAAUGGUGAUGUACGAUAAAAUUUUGCCAAAAUUGUCACAAUUACUUUGUGAAAUAGGUGAUUGUACUAAGAUAUUAGCGAAUACUAUUCAUGUGGAUUACGACAACUCGGCCAUUAUUCUCGAAGAUCUGGCGGUAUUCAACUUCAGGACUGCUAAUCGUAUUGAGUAUAUGAACGAGACAGAAACCAAGCUGGUAUUAAGAAACUUGGCUAAAACGCAUGCGGCUGCCGCGGUGCUGAACGAACGCAUGCCUGGAGUACUGAAUAGACUCAAAAUGGGCAUGCACAAUCGCUCAACCACCGGCUUCGCCCCAUACUUUGAGGGCAUGUUUGAAUCUGGUCGCAAGAUUUCACUGCUUUGGUUGUUAAGGGCGGCACUCUCACAUUUGAUUCGAAUCAAGAUGAAGAAAUCUUUUGAAUCCGCUUCUGUUUGGCUAACGAAGGAAUACUUCGAAACGAUUCUUCGCAAAUACAAAAAAGAUAGUAAUCUUACAGUCACAAAAAUAAACUCCAGUUCGGGAACAUCAAAGGGCGAGAGUUUUAUAAGCACUUUGACGCGAUUCAAAGUGGAAUUCCUUUUGUCAAACAACAAGGUGCCGCAACAUGGAUUUUACAUUGUAAAAACAGACUACGAAGGCGAUCCAGUCAUUGAUAAAUACAUGAGAAAGUUUGAUGUUUACAACAGAGAGAUGUUGAUGUACCAUCAGAUUUUGCCACAAAUGACUACGCUCUUGCGGGAUAUCGGAGAUGAGGACAAGCUAUUUGCCGAUACAAUCCAUGUCGAUUUCGAGCGUUCUGCCAUUAUUUUUGAGGAUUUAUCGCCUUCACACUUUGUCGUUGCUGAUCGCAUCGCAGGAAUGGAUGAAGCACAAACAAGGUUAACACUGAAGAAACUAGCGAAAUUCCAUGCCGCUGGUGCGGUGUUGAACGAACGAAUGCCCGAUGUUUUGACAAGUUUGCAAGGAGGAUUCCUCAGGCGCACAAAUCAUGCCUUCGAACCAUUUCAUCAAGGCAUGAUUGAGGCCUGCGCUAAUUUCGCUUAUGGCUGCCAGGAGUUGGGUCCCUACUAUAAAGCGAAAUUGCUUAAACUGAAGGAGCACAUAUUUGAAUAUUCUGUACGUUGUUACGAUCCCAAAGAAAGUCAUUUUUUAACACUUAUUCAUGGUGAUAUUUGGUCAACUAACAUAAUGUUUUCGUUUGAAUCGAAUGGCCAAAUGAAUGGCACUAAAACUGUUAAGGAUGCCCGACUAAUUGAUUUUCAGUUCAGCAAUUGGUCAUCGCCAGCAGUGGACUUGCAUUAUCUGUUUAACACUUCGGUUGCAAAUGAAUUGCGUAUAAAUAAGCAGGAUGAGCUUAUACAGCAUUACCAUUCGAUAUUAGCGGAUAUGCUUCGGAGGUUGAGCUAUGCCGGGCACAUACCCUCAUUACAUGAGCUCUGUGUACAACUGGAGGAUAGACGAUUUUAUGCCUUUACAGCAGCGAUAGUGAAUCAACCUUUACAAACAAGUGAAAAUACUGACGACGCGGAUCUUAAAAAUUUGACCGAGAGCAGUGAACGAUCCAGAAAUUUUUACAAAGUAUUAUAUAGUAACCCGAAAGUACAAAAUGUUACCAAGACAAUGUUGCCGUUUUUCGAUCGCAAGGGCCUCCUAGAUAUAACUGAUUAGAUAAAUAACACUGGCAAAAUAAAUAAAUAAAAUAAUAAAAAAUAUAAUCUAAAC
This is a messenger RNA of Rhagoletis zephyria (snowberry fruit fly), 4727 nucleotides long. RefSeq lists its product as uncharacterized. The record is from RefSeq and is a predicted model, not a curated record. Lineage: Eukaryota; Metazoa; Arthropoda; Insecta; Diptera; Tephritidae.